Molecule: messenger RNA, 1867 nt
Organism: Drosophila rhopaloa
Lineage: Eukaryota; Metazoa; Arthropoda; Insecta; Diptera; Drosophilidae
Exons: 2
Coding region: 184-1695 (503 amino acids)
Source: RefSeq, a predicted model, not a curated record
ACGACAGCUUUCAAAUUUAUUUAGUUUGCCUAUCUCAGUUUGGUGAACACAGUUACGCUAGGGAAAAUUUGGAUCGGUGAAGUAAGGAAAAUACUUAACGAAAACACCACACACACAGCAGUCAAACCAGAUAACCGAGUAAAAUUCAGACAGUCCUGCUAAAAUUUGUUAAGGAUAGCAACGAUGGCCAGCUGCGAUGUGCAAGAGACUCCGUCCCAGGAGGAGUUGAAGAAGAAUGAGAACAUCAAAAAUUUGAAAAAUUCGGAAGAAAGUCGGCCGUUAAAUUUCAAAUCUAAUAUCGAUAUGGAUGCAGAGCCGACCUCGUCGGAGGGCGAGCUGCGGCCAAUGCGCAGUUCGGUGACGAAGAUGACCAAGAUUCCAGGCCCCAUUGUCCCAGGUCCCAGCGGCGGCAGUCAUCAGGCCAGCAGUCGCCUGUACAGCUCAGUACUUCGCCAGUCCAAGGAUCCCAGCUCCUCCGAAAGUCAGCAAGUGGCUGACGAUUCGGGCAUCCACAUGGACUCCUCGAUCACCGAGCUGGAGACACCGCUGUCGGCCAGACCCAGUCCCAUUCUGCACACGAUUCUCGAACGGAUUCCGGGCAUCAGCAGCGAAAUGGAACUCCAACGGGCCGAGGCGGAGAGCCUCAAGGAACUUCAACGGGUCGUCGCCGAAAUGGAGGCUGAAGUGGCCCUAGAUGACGAGGAGCUUCAGGCUGCUGAUGAACUUUCGCUUGACGAAUCCGAGUCGUUUGGUGCAAAAGAUGAUCUGGAGGUCAGGAAGGGUCCCGAGGGUUUUGACCUGGAUACGGAACAGCUUUCCGGAAACGAAACUGGGCCGAAACCAUCGCUCACCGAUCCUAAACAAGGACAGAUCGAUAACAAAAUGACAGUGGAUCAUUUACAGAUGCAGCAAGAGGAAUCUGAGGAGGGAGUGGAAUUUGGGGAGCAGAAUAAAUCUGCAAAGGAGGAAACCGCUGAGAAGGAGGAAACUGCUGAGAAUGAGGAAACUGCGGAGAAGGAGAAACCCGAGGAGACUUCUGAAGCUUUUGACCGGUUGGCCAAUGAGCCAACGACAACCCAAGAAUACCCAGAGAUUGUGCUUGAAGAAACCUUUGAGGAAUCUGUGGACAAGGAGCUCCAGACAUCUGUGCCCGAGUCGCUGUUAGAGGAACUCGAAAUGGCGAUAAGUGGGGGCUGCGAAGCCGAGGAAGAGAGAUUUCUGCGGGAAAACUUCGAGAGAAGCCCUGAAGUGUUGGGCCAGAAGUUUCAACGCUCUGGGGAUGAUAACCUUUCCACCACUUCGGAGGAGGGAUUGGCCAUCCGUCCCUCGCUGGCCAGUAGCCACCAGGAAGGAUCGAUUGAGAGCGAUCGCCGUAUGGUGCCCUUGGAAGAACUGUUUGAUGCCGAGCACAAUGUGGAGCUCCUGCGUCAGCUGCUGCAGGCCGGAGCCGAGGAAGCCAUCACCGAGCCCGAGUCGGUCCUGGCCGAAAGUGAAUCUGCGGAGGAAAAGGAGACGGAGGUGGGAACGGAAACGGAAAACGAGACCGAGGAGGAAAAGGACUCGGCCUUUAGGCAGACUGGCAAGCAGCCGAGUUUCUUGCGGCGCCUAUUCAGCAGCAAACUCCUGCAGCUCAGCUAUCCCGUACUCUUCUGUAGCUUAGCUUUUAGUUUGAUCUACCUUUCGCGCAAGGAGUAGGUAACCGUUUUAAGAAUGGAAAUUCGAUUAUAUAUUCAAGCAGAAACAACAGAUUUGACUCCGGUAUAUAUGUACCUAUGGUGCAAAGCUCUUCAAAAUCGACCAACGCAAUGGCACUGAGUUGCCUCAAAUUAAAUCUAUUUUUUAAAUAAAUAUUGCACAUCAAAAGUAA